AUGGAGUUCGCACAUAUCACAGUUUUGACUCUCUUUUGUUUGGCUUUUGUGAGAACUGGUGCCAUACCAUCCGGAGAAGAUUAUUGGAAAUAUGUCUGGCCAAACACUCCUCUCCCUAAGGCUUUUUCAGAUCUUCUACUUCCUUAUGGAAAAACCAACAACCUGCCUAUUAGAUUGGAAGAAUUAAACCAAUACUCGACACUAUUUUUUCAGGAUGAUCUUUAUCCUGGAAAGAAAAUAGUAUUGGGUAACACUCAGUCUGUUGCAAAGACCACUCACAGAACCAAUACAAGGUGUGACUGA
Messenger RNA from Lathyrus sativus (Indian pea), 303 nucleotides. Lineage: Eukaryota; Viridiplantae; Streptophyta; Magnoliopsida; Fabales; Fabaceae. The record is from the annotation of a GenBank genome assembly.